AUGGCUUCUGACGGCCCCAUCCUGCCAGUCCAAGGCAAAAGAAACGUCCUCAUCACCAGUGCCCUGCCCUAUGUCAAUAACGUCCCUCAUCUUGGCAACGUCAUCGGCAGCGUUCUGUCCGCAGAUGUCUACUCGCGCUGGUGUAAGGCUCGUGGCUUUCAGACCCUUUUUGUCUGUGGCUCUGAUGAGUACGGUACCGCUACCGAGACCAAGGCCCUCGCUGAGGGCGUCAGCCCUGAGGAGCUCUGCAAGAAGUACCACGCAGUCCACAAGGGCAUUUACGACUGGUUUGACAUCAACUUUGAUAUCUUUGGCCGCACGCCCACCGAGCACCAGACCCGAAUUACUCAGGAGAUCUUCCGCAAACUCUGGGAGAAUGGCUUCAUCAUGGAGCGCGAGGAGGUCCAGCCCUUCUGCCCGCACCCGGACCACCAGUCUUUCCUAGCCGACAGGUUCAUCGAGGGAGAGUGCUCCAUCUGCCACAAGCCAGGCGCCCGAGGUGACCAGUGUGACGACUGCGGCAGGCUGAUGGACCCCUACCAGCCCGAGUCUGAGGCCGGAGCUACCGAUGGAGGUCUUUCCAAGGGCGUGGGCUGGCUCAUCAACCCCCACUGCAAGGUCGACAACACCGUCCCCGAGAGGAGAAAGACAAAGCACAUGUACCUGCGCCUGGACCUGCUGGAAGGGGAGCUCAAGAAAUGGUUCCACAAGGCCAGCAAGGAGGGUAUCUGGAGCGCCAACAGCAUCGAAAUCACAGACUCUUGGAUCAACAGGGGACUGAACCCCCGAGCCAUCACUCGCGAUUUGAGAUGGGGAACGCCCAUCAACAAGGACAUCACGGGCCUGGAUCAAGAUAUCUACGCCAGCAAGGUCUUUUAUGUUUGGUUCGACGCCUGCAUCGGCUACGUCUCCAUAACCGCAAAUUACACCGACGGCGAGAACCUGGAGGGAAAGCUGUGGGAGAAGUGGUGGAAGUCUGAUGACGUGGAACUGGUUCAGUUCAUGGGCAAGGACAAUGUUCAGUUUCACUCUGUCAUGUUCCCAAGUUCGCAGAUCGGCACCAGAGACACAUGGACCAAGGUACACAAGCUGUCCACGACGGAGUGGCUCCAGUACGAGGAUGUCAAGUUCAGCAAGUCCAAGGGCAUCGGCGUUUUCGGCAACAACGCCAAGGACACCGGUAUCAAGCCCGACAUCUGGAGAUACUAUUUGCUGUCGCGGCGCCCAGAGACGAGCGACAGCAAGUUCAGCUGGAAUGAGUUCGUCGACGGCAACAACAACGACCUUCUCAAGAACCUCGGUAACUUCAACCAGCGGGUGCAGAAGUUCUGCCAGGCCAAGUACGAGUCCACCGUUCCAGACUACACCAAGUACACCUCGGAGAGUCUUGACGCCUAUGUGAAGGAGGUCAAUGCCCUGCUCAAGGAGUUCAAUGACUACAUGGAGGGCACCAGGCUGCGCGACGGGCUGCGGAUCAUCCUCGCCAUCUCUGCGGUGGGCAACAAGCUCCUGCAGGACAACAAGCUCGACAACCGCCUGCUCACCGAAGAGCCCGACCGGUGCGCCGCCGUCAUCGGCUACGCCCUCAACCACCUUCACCUUCUCGCGUCCAUUGUGGCUCCUUACAUGCCCGCGACAAGCAGGGCCAUGUUCGAGCAGCUCGGCAUCGCGCCCCAGCCUACCAUCCCCGACGAGUGGGCCGCAGGCACGCUCAAGCCCGGCCACAAGCUCGGCACGCCAGAGCUGCUGUUCACGCAGAUCCCCGCCGCCAAGGUCGACGAGUGGCGCGAGGCAUAUGGUGGUGAGGAGGCGCGCAAGGAGAAGGAGGCUCUCGCCAAGGCAGCGGAGGAGAAGCGGCUCAAGAAGCUCAAGGAAAAGGAGAGAAAGAAGGCGAAGAAGGCGGCGGGGGCGGCGACGACGACGACGGCAACAACUGAGGCGGGCGCGGAGCAGGUCACAGAGGCGAUUGCAAAGGCUGAUGUUCACACGUCUUGAAGUCGACAAAUAUAGAUUUUAGAGUCUAAAAAGAAAGAGACGCUGUCCCCUUUGCGUAUUCC
This is a messenger RNA of Cryphonectria parasitica EP155, 2057 nucleotides long. RefSeq names its product methionyl-tRNA synthetase. The coding region runs from base 1 to 1995 and encodes 664 amino acids. Gene Ontology annotation, biological process: methionyl-tRNA aminoacylation. The record is from RefSeq and is a predicted model, not a curated record. The transcript has 3 exons. NCBI's taxonomy places the organism in Eukaryota, Fungi, Ascomycota, Sordariomycetes, Diaporthales, Cryphonectriaceae. Gene Ontology annotation, cellular component: cytosol; aminoacyl-tRNA synthetase multienzyme complex. Gene Ontology annotation, molecular function: methionine-tRNA ligase activity; ATP binding.